This is a messenger RNA of Porites lobata, 7731 nucleotides long. Lineage: Eukaryota; Metazoa; Cnidaria; Anthozoa; Scleractinia; Poritidae. The record is from the annotation of a GenBank genome assembly.
CCGUAAUUUGCGGGAAUUAUAUUUCAGUCAAAGACCUGUAAUUUAGUUUUUGCCCGGGAUUUAGCUGCUGUCCGUUAUAGCGAGGUGUCUGCAAGGCAAGAGUUGACUGUAUAUACCCCCAUCGAAAUUGGCACGUGGAAGGUAAGAUUUCUUUAUACUUCUUUACAACUUUAGAGAAUCAUUUAAUGUUCAAAUUAUCUAGUGAGGAGGUUUUGGGAAAGCAAUGUGAUCCUCCACAUGAUUUUGAUGCCAAAGGUGAAAGCACACUCACGACAGUACAGGCGAACGAUCGGUAGAAGUGCUUCUUAAAACACAGAAUUGUGCCGUUUUUGAUCCCAAAUGUUAAGUGAAUCAAGAUCACUAUCGUAUGUUUUUAGUGUCGUGUUCUGCGUUUUCAGUCGCUUGAACUGACACCCCCGACUAAUACAUAAACAUAGGCGUGAAGGCGUGAACUAUUUUGAAUGCUUCAGUGUAACCAAGAGAUGAUAAAUCUACCUUUUCUAUCCAAAAUACAUUGUAUAGACCGUUUUUUUUGGUGCGAAAUUGGGUAUUGCUGCACAUGAAUGAGAACGCGAAACGCUCAGCUGAGUCGUUCCUUAUUCUAUAUAUUCACUUUCCUUUGCCUUUCCCUGAUAUAUCUAGUGCAAGUUAAACAAAUUGUUAAAGUUACACAAUAACUAUCAACUCACCAAACGUUGAUUAGAAGGAAAACUCGAAGGUUUCUUCGGAGAUUCUUAAGAUGUGGCUAUGUAUAAUCGAAUACCGAAUAAUUAAGAAAUAUCAAGAUUUUUAUCAGUGUAGUAGAGGUGACAAGGGCUAAUUGUCAUUAAUUGGAAUUUGAUACGACCGUUAUGAUGCCUGGGGGGGCACUUGGGUAUUUCUUGGGUGGGUAUGUGCCGCCCGGGGCUCCAAUUUGGCACCCCGUUCUAAAAAGAAUUUCCCCUAAAAUUGAUACCCCGUUCUAGAAAUGGGCCAAUUUUUUAUACUCCGUUCUAGAAAGUUUGUAAAUUGAAAUAGCCCUGUUUUUUUAAAAAGAUAUUUCUUUAUUUGUUUGACUUAUACAUCAAAUAAAUGCUUCUUCUUAAUCAUCCGAAGUACAUUUCCUGUGCAUGUGGAUACAUUGUGGUUAAUUAUGACACAAAAUCUCUCACCAAGCACAGAACUACGCUCGUAAGCUAACGAUUUUCCUUCUCCUCCCCCGUCCCUUUCUUUUGAGCCCGUCUCCAUCUCCCUCAGGUACAUUAUGGACUCGUUCUAGACUUCCACGUGCCUAUUUAUCCAAGAUGGCAGAGUCAGCGCUCGCAGCUCGAGCCAAUAUACGCCCGUCCUGCGCGCUAAAACACAGGGUGCAACAAAAGUACAACAGUUUGCUUGUUAAUGCAUUGAACCAUAUUUUUAAAAGCAAUCUGUCCUUGAAUAAUUUCAAAUGGCUGCUUACAAAACUGAAGCUUUCGUGCGUUCGAAAUAUUAUACCCCAUUCUAGUAAACGCCUCUGAAAUGGAUAACCCAUUCUAAAUCAGGAGCUUCAAAAUCACGACCCCGUUGGGUGGCACAUACCCCUAUAGGUAAUGAAUGGGAGUACCCCCCACCGGGUUAUGAUCAACCACUUUGGUCCACAUCCAGCGUUAUUGGUGUAGCCAGGGGAGGGUUCCAGGGGUUCCGGACCCCCCUUUGAGCUAUUGCACUGGUUAUAAUUUCAAGAAGAAUGAGACUUUUGCUGUUAAAGGAACUGAAAAGAACACAAUCAAUUGAAACAGCGUCACAUUCUAUUUUGAGGGUUACAAAUGAAUAUUAUGAGGAAGAUCACCCAAGGCCCCUGUGUAUAUGUUGUGGUUCAAUUUUAUCUUUGGUUUAAAUUUUAUUUCCCUCGUUUUGGGGUAUGGCAAUGUAUAUUAUGAGUUUAAAACAAAGGGAAAUAAAAUUUAAACCAAGGAUAAAAUUGAACUAGAACAUAUACAACCUGCAAUGUGGGAUUCAGUGCCCUUGUUAGUCUUGAUAGCUUUAAAAUGCUUGUUGUAAUGGUUUGACUAUGAGAGAGUUUAAUACAAACUCAGUAGAGGCAGAAGACAGUAUUAAUGGUCAUGAAAGUCAGAGGAUAUAAUGAAACUAGCGUUGAUGUUUGCAAAUCAGUGUGAGGAAAUUGUCUGAAACUAGGACACUAAUAGUAACAGCACGGCAAACUGCCUAAAACAUGCAGUAUUCAAAAUGCUAGCUUCAUUUGUCACUGAAAUUAUGGGAAGUUUGUGCUCAGAAUCACAAAACAGAAUUUCUGAGGACCUUAAAUAUUAAAAUUUUCCGUUGGAGAAUGCCUUAUACCCCAUGCCCUCCGAAGCUCGAUUGUCAAUCUAGACAAAAAUACCACAUUUGGAACCCCUCUAUCACGCAAAAAUGCUGGCAACGCCCCUGAGCAUGCAAAGAAAGUAGUGUCCAAUAGCCCGGGGCUUGUGGAUUUUGCUAUCAGGCUAGUGAAUUUUGUUCUUAACUUGCCCAAUGGGCAAGUGAAGUUUUUUGAGGAAAUCAAAUUACAGAAGAACCGCAAAAUCAAUUCUGCUCAUGAAAUGUUUUUGGGGCUAGUUGAAAUGACAUUUGGGCUGGUAUAUGCUAGCUUCAUUUCAGCUUGCCCGAAUAGCAAGCUUUGAAAAUGACUUUCUUUGCACCCUGACAUCCCAUGAUGAUGGCAAUUUUGGGACGCAUGUGAAAAUGUGCAGGUUUAGGUCAUUAGAGGCAAGCAAUUUUGACCAUUUGUGGCAUCAACCUUCGCAAACUAUCUGGCUUUCAUUUUCUGGAGGCUGGGUGGUGUGGGACGCAUGGAAGUGAGAGAAAAUGGGGGAAAAUUUAGAAGGCAUUGUGCUGCAGCCGGCCGCCAAAUUUGCAAGCCUUGCCGUUUUAUUGUGUAUUAGUCAGGGGUGUCAGUUUCAGGCAACUGAAAACACCACAAAAUCACAGAACAUAAAGUAAUCUUUAUUCAUUUUUCUUACAUUAUAUCACCAUUUGAGAUCAAAAGGUGCAAAAUUCUGUGUUUUAUGAAGCAUUUCUACCGAUCACUUGAAUCAAGCCGGGUGGGGGCAUUACGAAAUACGUACAGUAAAUAUAUGGGAUCACAUGUCGCGCGUGACAUAAUAAUCCCUCGAACAGUUUGGAUGGUCCACCUGUGGUUAUAGCAAAAUACUUUAGCAUGAUUUGUAGAAAUACUUGGCAUAAAUUCCACAAGUGAUAUUUCAAAAUUCACUAACCAUUGACCAAGUGAAAUUUGAGACAAUUUUGAAAUAAUUAUGUGUGGUACGCCAAAAAUCACUUACAACUCAUGCUAUUAUUUGUGUAUACUACUACCCACAACAAGUUUGUAAUUUUUACAUUUUGCCUUAGGUAUUUUUGAAUUAAACUGAAAUACCACUGCUCUAUACUGAGGGUAGGUAAGUUAUUUUUCUUGGGGGUGGGGGAAGGGCUGGGGUCCAAGAGGGGGGUCAUCAGUGAAAGUGAGCACCACGUACCUCUUUGUGAGCUAUUCAAGGGGAGAAUCACACAACUUUUCCAGAAUUUUUUUAACAAGGAUUUUUUUGAUGUCACUUUCCAUUUUUCUUUUGACCCUCUUUGAUUUAAUUUGGUGAUUAUUUAUUAUUAUAGGUACUUUCAUACUCAAACUUCUGCUAUAAAACGUAAAUAUCCCAUGCAGAUUGUUUGCAUUUUAUUGUUUUGACAGAGCGCGAGGUAUAUUCAUAUUCAAACAUUCUGCAUUCCCAAGUGAAAUAGUCUGGGUUUUUAUGGCAUGGAACAUACACUGUAUGUAGCAGUGAGGUGAGGGUUGCACUUUUGUCAGUCACCUAAAGCUGGGGGGUGGGGGGGGGGGGUCAGGAAUUUUGUAAAAUAAACUCAUGGGAGGGCCAACACUUUUUGUUGGAAAAAAAAUACCAAAAUCCCCCAGUCCUUCUCCCGCCCCCCCAAGAAAAAACAUACCUUCCCUAAGCCAAUCAAAUUGCAGAAAUUUCUGUUGUAGUAGUAUAAAAAAUGUUACAGUGUGACUAUUGUAGCAGGGGCCACUUAGAAUAAGGUUGACCAAUCGGAUUACAGGGAAAUAACAAUACAUUCAAAGAGAGUUAGUUGUCGGCCAAACAGCAGCUCAUAAAAGAACAAAAAGUACCUCGAAGCCCAAAAUAUAAUAUUGAUACCAAACGUUUUUCCGGAAAGCAAAAUGUUUAACCAGACAAUGUUUUUCCAUUCGAAACUUUGCAUGCAACACGGUACACCCAGGAGACAAUUAUUUCUUUGACACAAGCUGUUAUUUUGUUUUCUACCAGCAAUUUGCUCCUAUUGCCACAAUUUGCAAUAACCUGUGACUGCAGUCAAAAAUAUAUCUACGGUUUAUGUUUUUCACCUCCAUCACUCACUCUAAUGGACCUCUCCAGAAACACAUGCUUUCUUCAGCAGGUUCAAAAGUUCAUGUCUGUAGGUUGUAAUAUUUUUGGUUGAUUUCGAUCCAUGUUGUUCGUUUCUUUUCAUGAUAAUUAUGAUUGACAACCAACUUUCUGAGGAUGUAUUGUAUGAUAGUGUUGCAGGAACACACGGUGUAGACAACAAUGAGACAUGAAUACUGAGAGGUAUUUAUUGACUCUACAAUGUAGCCAUACAGAAUGAAGGUUACAAACAUAACCAGACAGUUUUGCAACAUUUGCUCAUAACAAUGACAAUCCCUGGGAGCUCUGGCACAUCGUGUUCCAUUAACUGCGGUUUACUGUUUCACUGUAAAUCUUUAUUUAUCAGUUGAAAGGAUUUCUUCACAUCUACAGGAUUUCACAUCACCCAUCAGUCUGAUUGCUUUCUGUAACAUUGUGGCUUUGUACAGCAACAAAAGGGUUCUUGCAAACAUAAACAAACGAUAAUUUUAAUCCAUGAGUCGGUUCAUUGAAGACUCCUGUACAAGAUCGUGAGCACAUGUAAAAUCUGGCAUCCUAUUAGAUAACAACUGUCACGUGACAUUACACUUUCAUCACUUACACCGCUUAUUUUGUCAUCUACUCUCCAUUUCUUCGCUACCAUUGCCGUGCUUUGCAAUACCGUGCAAUCUGAAGUAGCUGUAAUAAUGAUCCUAGACGUUGAUAGGAAUAGGACUGUUAUCUUACUUUUAUUAGAUCUAUCGGUCGCUUUCGAUACGGUUGAUCACACUAUACUGAUUGAGAGAUUAGCAAACCGCUUCGGUCUUGGCGAUCUAGCUCUGGCCUGGUUUAAAUCUUACCAAAGUGACAGAACUCAUUUUGUGAGCAUUCGUGGUGCGCGGUCUGUCGCGCGUUCGCUGUCGUGCGGAGUACCACAGGGCUCCGUGCUUGGAGCGAUUUUAUAUCUGCUCUAUACCUCCCCAUUGGGGGAUAUUGUCAGACAAUACAACAUGGGCUAUCAUUUCUAAGCUGAUGAUACUCAGUUGUAUCUGUCUUUCAAUUCUCUUAGUGGGGAUGAUCAAGCUUAUUCUGUCUCUCAGGUUGAAUCUUGUGUUAGAGGUAUCGACCGUUGGAUGUCUUGUAACAAACUUAAGUUGAAUAGGGACAAGACAGAACUGCUCAUUAUCAGUUCAAAAUUUCGGCCACGCCCAUCUUUAGAUAGUAUCCUGGUUGGUGAUCAUCGUGUAGAGUGGUCUGAAAAAUCUAGGAACAUAGGAGUUGUUUUUGAUGAGACCUUGUCACUGGAUAAGCAUGUGAGUUCCGUUUGUAAAUCUGCUUUAUUUCAUCUUCGUAAUAUCGUAGAGAUUAGAAUGUAUCUGACUUCUGAGAGCACAAAGACCCUCGUCCAUGCUUAUGUUACUUGUCGACUGGACAAUUGUAACUCAUUGCUCCUCGGGUCACCGGAGUAUAUUAUUCAGAAGCUCCAGCGCUUUCAAAACUGCGCUGCACGCCUUGUAGCUGGGCAACCUAGGGCUGCGCACAUUCGCCCCGUCCUUAAGGAGCUACACUGGUUACCUGUGGAGCAGCGAAUUACCUUUAAAGUAUUACUGUUAACUUUUAAAGCUCUCAAUAAUCUGGCGCCUCCGUAUUUAAGUCAACUUAUAGUCCCAUAUAACCCUACAAGAAAUCUUAGGUCAGCUAGCAAACAUUUAUUAGAAGUACCGAAUGUGCGCCUGAAGAGCUAUGGGGACAGGGCCUUUUCGGUCGCUGCCCCAAAGCACUGGAAUGAUAUUCCCUUAGACAUUAAAUUAAGUGGAUCAGUUGAUGUUUUUAAAUCUACAUUGAAAACUUAUCUUUUUAGACUCGCUUUCAAUUGACUUUUUGUUUUAGUGCUAUUGUUAGUUAGUUAUUUUCUUUUUUGAUUGUAAAGCGAUAUAGAGCUUUUGUAUAUACCGCUAUACAAAUAAAGUUAUUAUUAUUAUUACGUUUUACCCCUCCAUCUGGGACCACGACUGUCCAUUUGGGAAGGGCAUGAAAAAAAAAAGAGAGAGAAAAAAACACUUUUAUUUUCUUGCACAUAAAGAUCUAUUUUCAACAUGAUUCCAAUAUUUUUUGAUAUUUGAUUUGUAAUCUAAUUGAUGUGAGGUUUCUAAUGUAUAUGUAAGGUUUUCAUCUGACAGUUAUUGUACCCAAAAACUUGCAUUCAUUAACUCUGCUAACAAUGCUUUCAUCUAUCUUAAGAUAUCUAUGGUCUUGUUUUUAAUUUUUUUUUUCUGUUUGAGAAUAACAAUAUAAUUUGUUUUAGAAAUAUUCAAGUGAGCAAGCUCUGCUUUCAACCAUAAUGAAAGCUUUGUUAAUUCAUUAUUAGUUAUUGUGAGCAACUGAUUUGGACUUGUAUUUUUAUAGAAUAUGUUUGUGUCAUCAGCAAAUAAUGUGAAAGAGAACAUUAUGGUUGAAGCAGUUAUAUUAGUUAGAAAAGUGGACCAAGGACAGACCCCUGUGGGACCCUACAUGUUAAUUAUGUUCAUCAAUUUUCAGUCUAUCACAUUGUAUUGUACGUAUUGUUUCCUGUUGGAUAUAAUUCGUAAACCAUAAUGGUGGUAUUCCUCAUAUAUUUCUUACAGUAGCUUCUUAGAGAUUACCAAAUAUUUACAGCUACAAACAUCUGACUUAAGCUUUGGUUGAUUUUUGCUUCAUCAGAAGUCUGGCCAGCAGAAUGAUGUCUACACUCUUUGAGGUUACUUUUUCUGUCCGAGACAGUUCAGGCAAGACAGGAGAUGUACUUCUUUCUGAGAUUACGAACAAAUUCGCCAAAAUGUGUGCCAGAGAAGGCUGGAUCUUAGAUGGCAUAGGAAUAAAAAAGGCUGCAGUAGAGAACACAGAGAAAACUUUGGAUUUAACCCAGUCAAGUUCCUCAUCGUGCAAGAGGAAACCACUUACCAAUCAAUCCAUUACUGUCAAAAAAUCAGUAGCCCUAUUGAAAAAGGCAGGCCCUAUGUCACUCCUCCCUGCAGUUCGUCAGCCAAGCACGAACUAUUGUAAAAAGUCGGUACAGCGUCCGCAUAUCCCCUACAUUUAUACGGAACCGGAAAAUUGUGAGCCGCCCUCAUCAAUAAGUAAAAUUUCAGAGAAACUGAAAAAUUGUGAAGAUAGGUUAAGGGCAAUUGAAGAAAUGCUGGUAUGCAGUUUCUGUAGGGAAGUCGUAAAAAGGCCACAUACUCUGGUUUGUGGCCAUUCCUUUUGCACACUCUGCAUAAGCGAAUGGAAACAGAAACAAAAAGAGGCUAGAAGAAAGCCAUUUUGCCCAGAUUGUUCUGUGGAAUUUCCUUCAACCAGGCGACAACUAGAAAAUCCAAAGGGG